AUGCCGUCAGAUUGCUCCAGGUAUCCCUCGAAUGUACUGUUCUCCUUCCGCUUCCCACCCAGCAAGACCCCCUCUCCCCUUCCCCCCUUCUCCCCCUCCCUCCACCCCUUCCUCUCCUCCCUUCCCCUUCUCCGCAGGUAUCAGGGGAACCGCCGCAGCUUUGGUGCCGUCCCCACUGCAGCUGAGGUAUCAGGGGGAGAGCCACUGUUACAUUGCCAUCUCAUUGCACCCAACAACCUCCUGCUCUCUCCACCUUUCCCCCCCUCUUUCCCCUCCUCCCCCGGCCCCCCUCUCCCCCACUCCCCUUCUCCACAGGUAUCACGGGAAGCGCCGCAGCAGUGCCGCCCUCGUUGCACCCGGUAUCAGGGGAAGCGCGGCGGAAGUGCCGUCCUCACUGCAGCUGGUAACCAGGCACUCUCCCCACCCCCCCCUUCCGUUCCUCCUCCAGCUCCACUCUCCCCUCCUUCACCCAAGCAGUCCCUUUCACUUUCCUUAGCAGCAGCAACCCCAGCAGAAGCAGAAACAGAAGCAGAAGCUGAAGCAGUAGGAGGAGGAGGAAAGUUACGGGCAGCAAUUGCGAGGUUGAACGCGCGUUCUGGUCAAAGAGAAAGCAGUGGGAACUUCACAGCAGGUGCAGCAGGCGCAGCAGCAGCAGCAACCGCAGCAGCUGAAGUCUCAUCCCCUAGUGUCCCAUUCAAUAAUAUCACCUUCAAUAAUAUCACCUUCAAUAAUGUCACGCUCAAUAACGCCCCUCUCAAUAAGCCGCUCUCCAAGGGGGGGAUGAAGCAUGGCUGUCACAGGUGGCCGUGCAGCGCGCGCCCGGGGCUGUGCGGAGUGAUGCAUCGCCCCAUCCGCGUCUACCUCAUCUGGUUCGGCCCGUUCUCCAGAGCGCAGAAGAACAUUCUCAGAAGCUUCAUCCGGUCGAUUUCGGACCGGGGCGAUCCCGAAAACACAGGUGGGUGUGGGGGAGGGUGGAGGGGAGGAAGGGAGGUUGAUUAUGUGCGUGUGGGGGGGGCGGAGGAGGGGUCGUGUGGGUGUGGCGGAGUGGAAGGGAGGGGAGGGGGCGUGGGGUUGUGCGUGCAUGCGUGUGUGUUGUUCCUGCACUCUUCUCCUCCUUUCUAUCUUCUCCUAUUCCUGCACUCCGCACUCAGUCCCCAGCUGGAGGGGCAUCAACCUCCCCGGCUGGUGGGACAUCAACCGUCAGUACCACGACUGCAAGGGCCGCCCGGUUUCCUCCUCCGUGACGCUCAAAGGCGAGUCAUCAUACCCGUUCGGCCGCCGCUCCUCCCGCCGCCCAGCUUCCCGCCGCCCGACUUCCGGCGACCUGACUUCCCGCCGCCCAUCUUCCAGCCGCCCAUUUUCCAGCCGCCCGGUUACCCGGCAUUCGGCUGA
Closterium sp. NIES-65 is the source of this 1392-nucleotide messenger RNA. The record is from the annotation of a GenBank genome assembly. NCBI's taxonomy places the organism in Eukaryota, Viridiplantae, Streptophyta, Zygnematophyceae, Desmidiales, Closteriaceae.